This is a messenger RNA of Mizuhopecten yessoensis (Yesso scallop), 1342 nucleotides long. RefSeq lists its product as uncharacterized. Bases 454 to 930 code for a protein of 158 amino acids. Lineage: Eukaryota; Metazoa; Mollusca; Bivalvia; Pectinida; Pectinidae. The transcript is spliced from 5 exons. The record is from RefSeq and is a predicted model, not a curated record.
GUAAACAUAUAUACCCGAUUAAUCAUUUCUCUGUCCCGUGCAUGAACAACACAUGUGAUUGUUUCGCCUACAGAACUGGACGAGUCUGGGUAUAAGGGAGGAUUGAUUUGUACAGCUCCUCACCUGUGAAUAUUUUACCUGUGGCCAUCAUACCUGUGUAUUAGGUUACUAAUAUCUCAACGGUGUAUUCGCCGUGUAUAUGCAAUAAAGGAUGUGAUUCUCAAUCCGCACAGACGGCGCUAGGCGAGAAGAAAAUUUGGAACUCAUUUACAGUUUCAUUUUGUGUCAGACUUUGCGCCGGACCUUACGAGGCAGACAUGACAAUGUGAAGCCCGAUAUGUAAAAGUGUGUGAUUUUACGUAACAUCAUUUAAUCAGCAGUGGCUUAGAACUGUCUACCUGUUUGGUUUCUCAAACUCUCCUGUGCUGACAGGUGUCAGAUGUAAGACUGAGUAUGUCAAAUAUGCCGGACGACCAAACUUUCAUUGUUGUGCGCUACGGUGAUGACGAGUCAGCACUGUUCAACCCGAAUUGUGCAAGUCAUACAUUGACGGAAUGGAUCAGGAAAAAGUGCAAGUGUGAAAAUGACAUUAUAAUAGACCUGGUCGACCUGGAGGGUCAGGUCAAGAAUCUCCCGACCAGACCAAAAGACUACGCCAGCGAGAUGGUCACAGGGCGGGAAACCUACGUGCUAAUACGGGUCGAACGUUGUAAUGACGGGAAAUUUAACUACACAUCACUACUCAAUAACCUUGCAGAAGUAAAUCCAGAACUGAAUGUUAAGCUGUCAAGUAUGUCCAGACCCACGACGAGAACGAGUAAAAAUAAGAAACAGAAACCUCAAGUUAAGCAGAUAAAGACAGCGCGGCAAGAGUCCUCACAGGGAAAGAGGCCGGGGAGCAGCGAGAAACCGAAAAAAUCAGCCAAAUAAAAGUGCCGCUUCCACGACUCUGCACGGCGGUUACACAAUAGAAUUUAGUUGGAUCGAGGGCGCCAUAGAUAUUUUGUUAAUAUAAAUCAUAGAUCGCACUUUCAAAACCUAUUUCUGAACAAUGACUGUCGAAGUGUUUGAAAACACAGUAGUCAUUAGAAUUUCUAACCAUGCGUACCAUGACAUAUAUGCCUUAUUUUGUAUGUAAAUACAUAUAUAUUCAGUAAAUGUUUGUAUUCGCCAACAUAAAAUAACAAGAAGAUAUAUGUAUGUGUUCUCUGAUCCGUCCUUCAUAAAAUUAUUCUAUACAUAUAGGGGGUUAUUACUGUAUAUACAUAUCAAGUCAUAUCUUGUAUUGCAUUGUUUAAAUCAUAAUAAAAAUAUUUCUGCUGAAAUGUUUUGCAAUUUUUAA